AUGUGCUCUGUUACCAUUCGUCAAUCGCAGAAGACAAGAAGACAGGCGUUUACUCUGGCGGCUACUCGCGAGUCACCUGGCCUUGGCUUGCGACAUCGACGCACUGGACAGCGCGUGCUCGAAAGUCCGCGAAGCAUUAACGGUGUUUCGAGGUACAAGUACAAUGAUCAUCCAUCGACUAAUGAUACCACCACGACUCGCACAUCCGUACCCUCGUUGAUCAGAAGCAUUUCAGGCAGGAAUCAACCAAGAAAGCGGCCAUCGCCAAAGCCAACAAUGAAGUCACGAAUCUUGAUCAGUUUCGUCCUCAUAGCCCUCUUCGGCAUCUCUACCGCGUUCGCCGUUCCCAACUGGAUGCGGGUCCCGCGAAGCGUCACCGCGCUCUCCGACUCAGCCGACGGCACUCCGACUACGGUCAGCCACCCAACAACAGUUCCAGUCCAUCCCCACGCUGUCACCUUCACGUCGCCGGCAGAAGGCACUUCCUCCGAUACCAAAAGAUCGCCUAAAGUACCAACGACCAAGGACAAUGGCAUCAACAGUUGGGGAGGAUUCACUCGUAGGAAGGACGAAAGUAGCAAUACCAACACGGACACAAGGGAAAGCAAGAACCCCACGAGCAAUGGCGAUGGGAAACACCAGGCCAUUUACCGCCGGGGCGUGGCUGGCAACCCUGGGGCAAUCAUCGGAAUUGUUCUCGGCUGUCUUGCUGUUGUAGGGGUGAUGAUUUGGUUUGGCGUCUGUUAUCACAACGGAACGGUUGUGAAUUAG
This is a messenger RNA of Neurospora tetrasperma FGSC 2508, 771 nucleotides long. RefSeq lists its product as uncharacterized. Bases 1 to 771 code for a protein of 256 amino acids. NCBI's taxonomy places the organism in Eukaryota, Fungi, Ascomycota, Sordariomycetes, Sordariales, Sordariaceae. The transcript has a single exon. The record is from RefSeq and is a predicted model, not a curated record.